Messenger RNA from Tribolium madens (black flour beetle), 1493 nucleotides. RefSeq names its product short/branched chain specific acyl-CoA dehydrogenase, mitochondrial-like. The transcript has 5 exons. The record is from RefSeq and is a predicted model, not a curated record. Lineage: Eukaryota; Metazoa; Arthropoda; Insecta; Coleoptera; Tenebrionidae. Gene Ontology annotation, cellular component: mitochondrion. The coding region runs from base 161 to 1432 and encodes 423 amino acids. Gene Ontology annotation, molecular function: acyl-CoA dehydrogenase activity; flavin adenine dinucleotide binding.
GAUUUCGUCAUAAAAAUACGUCAAAACCAAAUUGAAAAACAAGCUCCGAUAAAGAGUCCCAAAUUAUCACUUUUACAAAUACAAGGUUACACGCUUAUUGUUGAUCAGUUGAUCUGAUGUCAGUCGAAGGUAGGCCGUCCAUCUGUAACCAUCCAGCAAAAUGAACAGUUUAUUUAAAAUAACAAAAACGCUUGCAAAUAACAAUCUCCGAAAUAUUUACACCGUUGCCAAAAAACUGCAACAAGCACAACCCCACUUCGAAGCUAGCCCUUCAACAGCGCAACCCUUAACUGCCCUCACCGAAGAUGAGUUGGCCAUGAAGGAAACCGUGGCCCGCUUGGCCCAGGAACAAAUCGCGCCCCAUGUCAGGGAAAUGGAUAAUGAUGGGCGGUUCAAAGAUUCCAUUGUGGAGAUGCUCUUUUCCAAUGGGUUGAUGGGCAUUCAGAUCGAUACGGAUUAUGGGGGUGCUGGAUGUAAUUUCAUGACAACAGUUUUGACGGUGGAAGAGUUGUCAAAAGUUGACCCAUCGUUGGGCAUUUUGGUGGAUCUCCAAAAUACCCUAAUUAAUAAUGUCAUCAUCAGGUUUGGGAACGAAGAACAGAAAAAAAUGUAUUUGCCACGAUUAGCUAUGAAUACGGUUAGCAGUUUCGCCUUAACUGAACCAUCAUCAGGUUCCGAUGCUUUCGCUCUUAAAACAAUUGCCAAAAAGGAUGGUUCGGAUUUCAUCAUCAACGGUUCGAAAAUGUGGAUCUCAAAUUCAGACCUAGCCGGAGUGUUCCUAGUCUUAGCCAACGCUGAUCCCUCUAAAGGCUACAAAGGCAUAACUUGUUUUAUCGUCGAACGGGAUACUCCCGGUUUCACAAUUGCAAAACCCGAAAAGAAACUCGGAAUUGCCGCUUCGGGAACUUGUAUGCUCACUUUCGAUAAUGUGAGAGUGCCAGAAUCCGCUAUUUUGGGGGAAUUUGGAAAAGGGUACAAAUUGGCAAUUGAAACUUUGAAUGAAGGCAGAAUAGGAAUCGGUGCACAAAUGAUCGGUUUGGCUCAAGGAUGUUUCGACGCGACUAUUCCAUACACGAUGGAGAGGAUGCAGUUUGGAAAACCGGUUUUCAGUUUUCAGGGAAUGCAACACCAAAUUGCUCAAGUGGCGACCGAAAUCGAAGCAGCCCGACUUUUGGUAUACAACGCAGCAAGACUUCUCGAAACUGGUCAAAAUUAUACGAAAGAAGCUGCAAUGGCGAAAUGGUACGCGGCGGAAAUUGCACAAAGGGCGUGUAUUAAAUGCAUCGAUUGGAUGGGUGGAGUCGGAUUCAGUAAAGAUUUUAUUCAAGAGAAGUUUUACAGAGAUGUCAAAAUUGGAAGCAUUUAUGAAGGAACGUACAAUAUUCAUUUAAGUACAAUUGCUAAGGUUAUUGAAAAGCAAUACCAGAACUGAGGGGCUUAUAUUUUAAGUUUUUUUACGUAUUUGUAAGAAAUAAAUAAUAAAAAAUUGAAAA